Molecule: messenger RNA, 2795 nt
Organism: Myotis daubentonii (Daubenton's bat)
Lineage: Eukaryota; Metazoa; Chordata; Mammalia; Chiroptera; Vespertilionidae
Gene: CDK15
Product: cyclin dependent kinase 15
Biological process (GO): protein phosphorylation
Cellular component (GO): nucleus; cytosol; cytoplasm
Molecular function (GO): cyclin-dependent protein serine/threonine kinase activity; ATP binding; cyclin binding
Source: RefSeq, a predicted model, not a curated record
UGAAGUCAUGAGGCCGCCCCAGCAGAGCCCUCAUGUGAGUCAUAUGAAAGCUCCAGCGCUGCUGACCUCUGGCAAAAAGGCAGUGACCGAGGACAGGAGAGGCCGAGAGGGAGAGCCUCCAGAGCAAGCUUUCUCCUUGAGCCUGGAAGACUAUGGGCCAGGAGCUGUGUGCAAAGACGCUCCGGCCGGGCUGCAGCUGCCAUCGCUGCUGGGAGGGAGGCGAUGCACGCCGCUGUCAGAGGAGAGCGCCCGAGAGGACCGAGGCUGCCAUCCAGCUAACGGACCUCAAAGAAGCAUCACGUUCCAUGACUUCAUUUCACCCCAGGGGACGUCAGGCUGCCCAUGCCCGGAAGUGCAAGAGUAAAAGGCCACGCAGUAACAGUGAGUCUUUUCAGGAAGAGGAUCUGAGGCAGGGCUUUCAGUGGCCCACGAAGAGCCUCCUCCCUUUUGGGGCAGCCUCAUCCUACUUGAACCUGGAGAAGCUGGGUGAAGGUUCCUAUGCUACGGUUUACAAGGGGAUUAGCAGAAUAAACAGACAACUAGUGGCUUUAAAAGUCAUCAGCAUGAAUGAAGAGGAGGGAGUCCCAUUUACAGCCAUCCGAGAAGCUUCUCUUUUGAAGGGUCUGAAACAUGCCAAUAUUGUGCUCCUGCAUGACAUAAUCCACACCAAAGAGACACUGACAUUCGUUUUCGAAUACAUGCACACGGACCUGGCCCAGUACAUGGCCCAGCACCCGGGAGGGCUGCACCCUCACAACGUCAGGCUUUUCAUGUUUCAACUUUUGCGGGGCCUGGCGUACAUCCACCACCAACACGUUCUUCACAGGGACCUGAAACCUCAGAACAUUCUCAUCAGUCACCUGGGAGAGCUCAAGCUGGCUGACUUUGGUCUUGCUCGGGCCAAGUCCAUUCCCAGCCAGACAUACUCUUCAGAAGUUGUGACCCUCUGGUACCGCCCUCCUGAUGCCUUGCUGGGAGCCACUGAAUAUUCCUCUGAACUGGACAUAUGGGGUGCCGGCUGCAUCUUUAUUGAAAUGUUCCAGGGUCAACCUUUGUUUCCUGGGGUUACCAGCAUCUUUGAACAGCUGGAGAAGAUCUGGGAGGUGUUGGGAGUCCCUACCGAGGACACGUGGCCUGGAGUUUCCAAACUACCUAACUACAAUCCAGACUGGUUCCCACUGCUUAAACCUCAGAGCCUUCAGAACGUCUGGAACAGGUUGGGCAGGAUUCCGGAAGCAGAAGACCUGGCCUCGCAAAUGCUGAAAGGCUUCCCUAGAGACCGCGUCUCCGCCCAGGAGGCCCUGGUCCAUGAUUAUUUCAGCUCCCUGCCAUCUCAGCUGCACCAGCUUCCCGACGAGGAGUCUUUGUUUACAGUUUCAGGAGUGGGGCUGAAGCCAGAAAUGUAUGACCUUCUGGCUUCCUACCGGAAAGGUCACCGCACAGGCCACUUUAGCAAAUGCUGGUGAAAAGAAAGGGCAGCAUCGCCCAGAUCCUUCAGAUCCCUGGCAGGAAGGACAACGGGACAGACGGGAGAGUGACAAUGGAAAGAAUUCGGAGUCUGGGCUUGUGCUUACGGAAGCCUGUCACUCCUGGGUUCACUUAUAGUUCCUCCCAACAAAAGGACUUCUGUGGCAAGGAGAGGAUUCGUCUAAGGUUUAAAACAGCCUCCAGAGAAGAUGGUUUCUUGGAUAAAGUUGUCGACAAAAGGACUUGCUUAAGACUCUUUGUUAUGAUUUCCUAGGGCACUCCAUCCCUCCCUUCCUGCACUAUCAAAACACUUUACCGCCCCACCCAGCCAGAUUUUAGGAGUUUGGAUUGAGCUGCUGCUUAGAAUUAAAUUUCAGUUUAUCUCCUUCUAUUGAAUCCUAAUUGUCUGGGAUGAUUGCAAAAGUGAUGAGGAACCUAAGCUCUGAUUUGAUGGUGGAGAUACCGGGUAGACAGAUAGGGGCGAAGAGUUCCAAAGACGUAAUUCAAGUGCUGUUGCACCAUCAGACAUGCAUGCAUAUGUGCACACAUGUGACCCUGAAAUGAAAUGGGAGAUUUGUCUCGACUAACACACGUAUCAUCUUCUACAAUGACUCCUUCUGAAAGAAGCCAGGACAACUCAAAUUACUUUGUCAAAGGAUCAUCUACUCAAGAAAUGUGGUAGCCUAGAAACCAGAGACCUUUAUGGAUCCUUCAGAAGAAUAAGGAGGAACUAAUUAAGAAAGAAUUAAAAAUAGUACCUAUCCACCCAAAAUCUGAGAUGGAAGAAGGGAAAAGGGAUACAAACAGUCCAACGAAAUCUACCUUAGUGAGUACUUGGUUUUGGUAAGGCAUGUGACAAAGCCUGUCCAGAUAUACCUGAAAUACAAAACUGUGUGGGCUGGGUGGAUGGGACAGAUAUGUGAAUUCAAAGAGCAGUGGUUAUUCAACCUAGAGAAAGGCUGAUAGUGGUGUGUUACACGGUUCAGUCUUGAGUGCCAUUCUGGUCAAAUAUUUUUAUUAAUCAGUGGAGUAAAAAUCAGAGAAGGUACACAAUUUAUUCAUACAACCCACUAAAGUAAAUACUGUUAUUAUUCAUUUAUUAUUUCCAUUUUACAAAGGAGAAAACGGAAGCUCAGAGAAGUUAACUCCUCUAACGUAGUACACCAGAGUUAAGGUACAAAACUAUGGAGACAGUAAAAAGGAUCAGGGGUUGCCAGGGGUUAGGAGGGAGGAGAUGAUGAAAAGACAGAGCACAGAGGGUUCUUAGGGCAGUGAAACUAUGUUUGGUACUAUAAUGGCAGAGACAUGUCACUAUAAAUUUGUCCAAA